AUGUCGUCAUCUAGGAACUUUGAUCUGGAGUACGACGAUUACAAAGAACGACGGAAUGCUGCUGGAAUGGGAAGUCGUGCGAGCUCGAGGAAUGGUGGAAGAUUCAAGCCAAUAGACAAAGAAAAAGAAAAAGAGAAGAAAGAGAUUGGAGAUUAUGGAUUACCCAAAAAUGAGUAUAAAAUGCAAGGCUACGACGAACGGAGCUCAGAUGUUGGAGCCGAUCCAUUGGCAUCAGUCCGAACUCUCCGUAACAAUCUCCGAGUCAUGUCCCUUGAGCAUCGUGACAAGGACGAACCUGUCAAAUCACAUUUGUGCCAAUCAGCUUGUGAUGAUCUAUCAAAAGCCGAGAAACAACUUGUCGAUUUGAGUCACAAGAGAAGCGACGCAGUUGUCAGAGGAGACUCACGGCAGGCUGAACAGAUAGCAAAGGAUAUGGAUAGAGUGAAGUCUGAUGCAAUCAGAAAUGCAUAUUCAGAUUUAAUGAUGGAAGAUGGAACUAUGAAAGCAUUUGGAGUCAAUUCAAAAUGGACACCUGAUAAGAAUCCAAUGCCAUCAGAUGAUUGGAAGCCAAUGACACCUAUGAAACCUAGGAAAAGAGCUGAAACACCAAAAGGAAGAAAAACUGAAAGUAGGCAAAGUAACAGAGGAAAUAAUGAUAAUGGAGAUCAAAGAAUGACGUCAAAGGCAACCACAAGAUCCCCAGAACGGAGAGUUAUUCCAACGGAACCAUCAAAACCAAAAACAACUAGAAAAAAUCAGCGCCUUUCAACUAUCGGACACGUUCCAGAGGCAAUUCCAGUAGUCGAUACUCCGUUGCCAGGAGGAUCCACAGUUCAGGAUGAUCCAUAUAAAAUGCCAACAUAUGUGGGAAGAUGCCCACAUUGUCAAUUAACAGAGUCAGGUCUUGGUAGAGCAGGUGGAAUGGAAAAACACUUUGCUAAAUAUUGCAAAGUUAUGACAAGUUGCAAGUAUUGUAUGAAGUUGACAAUGGUAUCUCAACUCACUGAUCACUUAAUAUAUCGUUGUGAAUUUCUCCAAGACACGAUGGAAGCUUGUAAUGACUGUGGAUUAGCAAUUGAGAAAGAAGAUCAAAAACGUGGAGGAAGUCAUCCAAUGUGUCGUGGAAGACGUCCCCCGACAGGAGCACAAUGGUGUCCUUUGUGCACAAUUGCAGUGGAGGAUAAUGAAGAGAAUUGGAGAGAACAUUUAUUAAAUAAUUGUUAUAAUAAUCAACGGAGAGAUGGUCCAGAAAAAGAUCCAUGGGAGAUGAAACAAGAGCAAGAAGAUAUUUUACUUGGAGCAAAAGAAAAGAAGAAGCGUGAAAUGGAGGAAGAAGAGCGACUGAAAAAAGAAGCGGAAAUAAGACGGCAACAGCAACAAGUUGUUGUGAAUAAUACAGGAUAUCCUGGAAAAAUGAUCGACGCCGAUAAGUUGGUGGUGGCUCUUCAAGAGAUUCAAGAACGCAAGAAAGCAGAGAAAAAGAAGAAAUUGAAGGAUAUUGAGAAGGAGACUUGA
Molecule: messenger RNA, 1515 nt
Organism: Caenorhabditis elegans
Lineage: Eukaryota; Metazoa; Nematoda; Chromadorea; Rhabditida; Rhabditidae
Gene: cepr-104.1
Product: CEntrosomal Protein Related
Exons: 6
Coding region: 1-1515 (504 amino acids)
Source: RefSeq, marked reviewed